AUGGCAGCCUGUGUGAAGACCAAUAAGUCCCACAUCAUCUUCAAGAAGGUCUCUCGGGACAAGUCGGUGACUAUUUACCUGGGGAAGAGAGACUAUGUUGACCACGUCAGCCAAGUAGAGCCUGUAGAUGGUGUUGUGUUGGUGGAUCCCGAGCUUGUGAAGGGGAAGAAAGUGUAUGUCACUCUGACUUGCGCCUUCCGCUAUGGCCAAGAGGACAUUGAUGUGAUUGGCCUGACCUUCCGCAGGGACCUGUACUUUUCUCGGGUCCAGGUAUACCCUCCCGUUGGGGCCAUGAGUGCCCCUACCCAACUCCAGGAGAGCCUGCUCAAGAAACUGGGAGACAACACGUACCCAUUUCUGCUCACGUUUCCUGACUACCUACCCUGUUCGGUGAUGUUGCAGCCAGCUCCACAAGAUGUAGGGAAGAGCUGUGGGGUCGACUUUGAGGUCAAAGCAUUUGCCACAGACAUCACAGAUGGUGAAGAGGACAAGAUCCCCAAGAAGAGCUCUGUGCGGUUACUGAUCCGGAAAGUGCAGCAUGCCCCUCCUGAGAUGGGUCCCCAGCCCUGUGCUGAGGCAGCCUGGCAGUUCUUCAUGUCUGACAAGCCCCUGCAUCUCUCAGUCUCCCUCAGCAAAGAGAUAUAUUUCCAUGGGGAACCCAUCCCUGUAACUGUGACAGUGACCAAUAACACAGAGAAGACUGUGAAGAAGAUUAAAGUAUUAGUGGAACAAGUAGCCAAUGUGGUUCUUUACUCAAGUGAUUAUUACGUCAAGCCUGUGGCCGCAGAGGAGACACAAGAAAAAGUGCAGCCAAACAGCACUCUGACCAAGACACUGGUGCUGGUGCCCCUGCUGGCGAACAACAGAGAGAGGAGAGGCAUUGCACUGGAUGGGAAGAUCAAGCAUGAGGACACAAACCUGGCCUCCAGCACCAUUAUCAAGGAGGGCAUCGAUCGGACUGUCAUGGGCAUCCUGGUGUCCUACCAUAUCAAGGUGAAGCUCACAGUGUCAGGCUUUCUAGGAGAGCUCACAUCCAGUGAAGUGGCCACUGAGGUGCCGUUUCGUCUCAUGCACCCACAGCCCGAGGACCCAGCAAAGGAAAGUGUUCAGGAUGAAAAUUUGGUUUUUGAGGAGUUUGCUCGCCAAAAUCUGAAAGAUGGUGGAGAGAACACGGAAGUGAAGAAAGAUGAGGAGGCAGUCCAGGAUGAGUGAAGAGUUAGCCUAGUUACCUAGAAGUUUCUUGUAGUUCUGGGUGCCUUGAGCGAAGCCCCAGGAACCUUUCAGAGUUAUGCUAGAUGGAUAUGAAAGCCCAAGUGUUCCUCCCAGAAAUAAAGUCUGUGGACUCUCUGA
This is a messenger RNA of Peromyscus eremicus (cactus mouse), 1350 nucleotides long. It is a transcript of the gene Sag, whose product is annotated as S-antigen visual arrestin. The coding region runs from base 1 to 1212 and encodes 403 amino acids. Gene Ontology annotation, molecular function: G protein-coupled receptor binding. Lineage: Eukaryota; Metazoa; Chordata; Mammalia; Rodentia; Cricetidae. Gene Ontology annotation, biological process: G protein-coupled receptor internalization; signal transduction. Gene Ontology annotation, cellular component: photoreceptor outer segment; photoreceptor inner segment. The record is from RefSeq and is a predicted model, not a curated record. The transcript has 15 exons.